ACAGUCAUACUUUACAUUGUCUCUCCCCUUUUUAUCCGAGUCUACUUUGAGAAAUGGGAGACUUUGCAAACCAGAGUACCAGCAGUGACUCCAGCAGAGCGCCCUGCUCUGCACCAUGACAGCGCAGCCACCCACCGGCUCUGCCCAGCGCUCUGCACGCUCGGCUGCCCUGGACUCACACUGAGCAGCCUGCCCAUAUGGGCUUUCUUCCAUACUCCGAGUACAUCGACUUUCACUGUCUACCUGAAAAAUAACUUAGUGUCUGAUUUUACAAUGACUCUGAUGCUUCCCCUGAGAAUCCUAACAGACUCUGGCCUGGGACCAUGGCAACUGAAGGCCUUCAUCUGCUUUUCAGCCAUAAUAUUCUAUGACACCAUUUAUAUUAGCACAGUGCUCCUGAGUCUCAUUGCUUCUGAUAGGUUUCUCAAGAUCAUGACACCUUUCGGGAAGUUCUGGGUGCAGAAAGUGAGUUCAGCAAAGAUCCUCAUGGGUCUGGUCUGGCUCUUUUUCCUGGUUCUCUCUGUGCCAAACUUGAUCCUAUUGAACAAGAAAGCAACGCCACAGUCGGUGAAGAAGCAUGCUUCACUGAAGCUACCCUGGACUCAAGCUGUUGGUUACAUCUGCCAGUUUGUCAUUCUUAAGCUUCUAUUCUAUGUAAUUAUUGCCAAAAAAGUGUACAAGUCUUACUUGAAAACAUGGAAGAAAGCAAGCAAAAAGAAACAAAGGGUCGAGGGGAAAGUCUUCAUCAUUUUCACCAUGUUCUUCUUCUGCUUUGCCCCCUUCCAUCCCUACACCCUGAGUCAAAUGACAACCCAGAUGGACUGCUGCCUGCAGAACCAGCUUUUUGUUGCUAAGGAGAGCACUCUUUGGCUGGCUGCCACAAACACCUGCAUGGAUCCUUUGAUAUCCGUGUUCUUGUGCAAACCAUUCCUAGCAAAAAUGCUACGCGGGAAAGUAAACACACUUCAGAGAACAAUUCAUAUGAACCCAAGAACUGAACUGGACGCAGGAACCUUGGCCAUCGAAUCUUGAUUCUGUAGCUUUGCACUCUGAGUCUUUGCAUAUCCACAAAGAAAUUAAGAAAUUUGUUUUACUGGUGCUGUAGAAAACUGAAGGAUGGUGGUGCUGUAAUACUUAAUAAAAAGGGCAGGCUGGA
Tympanuchus pallidicinctus (lesser prairie-chicken) is the source of this 1156-nucleotide messenger RNA. RefSeq names its product P2Y purinoceptor 13-like. Gene Ontology annotation, molecular function: G protein-coupled purinergic nucleotide receptor activity. Lineage: Eukaryota; Metazoa; Chordata; Aves; Galliformes; Phasianidae. The record is from RefSeq and is a predicted model, not a curated record. Gene Ontology annotation, biological process: G protein-coupled receptor signaling pathway; negative regulation of adenylate cyclase activity. Gene Ontology annotation, cellular component: membrane.